Molecule: messenger RNA, 1705 nt
Organism: Danaus plexippus (monarch butterfly)
Lineage: Eukaryota; Metazoa; Arthropoda; Insecta; Lepidoptera; Nymphalidae
Exons: 4
Coding region: 185-1537 (450 amino acids)
Source: RefSeq, a predicted model, not a curated record
CAUUUUAAUUCAAAAUUGCGUGAUGUUUUAAAAUAUCGAUGCUAGAAUGGACUUUUAUGUCACAAUGUGAUCAGAUCUUGAGUUAAUUAUAGUCACAAACAAUUUUACACUGAGUAUUGUAUUUGUUGAAAAGUAAUUUUACAUUUUAUGAUUCGCCUUUAGUACAAUCCAUGUUUAUAACAGGAUGUCGUCGAAAAAUCAACAAACAAAGAGGACACCACGAGCCAUGCCAGUGGAGACGAUAAUAACACGUUACAAAUCAGCCCAACAGAAAAAAACACAGGAACCGGAACAGAAAAAGGUGAUUAGGAACAAUAAAAAAAAUAAAACCGCAAAGAAGCCAGCGCUACCACAGAACGAGAAGAAAAAUAGAUUACAGGAAAUGAAACAGCUCAUAGAGAAUACAGAAUUCCAUCCGAAUAAACACAAACGGCACAUAAAACCGAAGAAAAUAGUGCUCAUACCAAAGAACUGUCUGAAAAUGGUCGGCGGGACAAAAAGUAGCAACAAACGGAAGCUGCACAUACCGAGGAAGGAACCUAGUAACACAUUGUCCGAUGCCUUGAUGAACAGUAUGGAAACAAAUUCAAAUAUAAGUUUCCCGGAGUUGAUCAGAGUCAUUGAGGAGAGCGGGAGUUUGGAUGAUGAAGAUUUCUUGGAGAUCCUGACCUGUCCCAGCCCCGUCUGGUGGGAAGAUCCGCCCCAUGGAUAUAUGGAAGAAGCUCUAUAUUCAAGAUCGCCCGAGGAAGAUAAAAGUCGUUGUCAAAAUGAAGAAAAGACAGACAAUGUUGGUUGUAAUUUAGCAAACGAUCUAGUCAUAAACGUGAUAGAUCGAAGCAAGAACUUCAUUAAGAAGAGAGGUAAGUUGGAGACGUUACUGAAGAACAUGCGGGAGAAGAUUACUAAACCGGAAAUUGAUAACCAGAAGAAUUCUGAUAGGAUUAACGAUGAUUGCUCUAUGGAGUUGAGGGACGACGAAGUUUUGAAACAUCUGGAGAACAUAAAAAUACCAAUAGCCGAAGACGACAAAGCGAAAACAUCGGACGAGGACUUCGAUAAGAACAUGCCCAUUGACGAGGAGUAUCUCGACAUGAGCUACUUCGAAGACAGCUACGAGGACAUCAAAGACAUAUCAAAAACUGAAGCGAAACAGGAAAGAUACUUCAAACAGAUACAAAAAGAUAAAGAUAGACAAGAGGAAUAUGUAGCGGUGUACAAGAUCAUAGAAUCUGAUGACGAUGCGGACACGAACGAUGGUAAUAUGAAGGAAAAACAGAUCAGUUCGUAUUACAGACAGAAGAAAUUCAAGAGCAAGUCGAAUAAAUGCAGUUGUUACAUGAACAAGUCAAUCAAAGUGUCAGAUUCUGUGAAAUAUUGUUUGGUGUGUUCGUCGAUAAACGACACCGAUGAAUGCAAAUACUGUAUGGGAAAAUUCACAGGGAAGUGUGUGUGUGAUAGGUACACUUGUGAUGUCUGUAACGUGAGAGUGGAGAGCAAGAGAGAUCUGGUCGACCAUUUGAAGCAUUGUGUUAAGUGAUAGCAUAUUAUUGUCUAAAUUUUUUGAUCAAAUUCUUUGAUGUACUAACGUUUGUCUUUGUACAUAUAUCGCAUGGGAUUAUUUUGUUUUAAAUGCCCUUCAUUAUAAAAGUACUGAUUUAUCUGUAUAUUUGUUCUCGGUAAUAAAAUUUUCCAUUCAAAUGUUCAA